This is a messenger RNA of Dentiscutata erythropus, 383 nucleotides long. NCBI's taxonomy places the organism in Eukaryota, Fungi, Glomeromycota, Glomeromycetes, Diversisporales, Gigasporaceae. The record is from the annotation of a GenBank genome assembly.
AUAAACUUGACGACCAUCAGAUUGUUGAAAUCGUGUUGGCAGAAAACUUGGAAUAUGAGCAGGGUGAUCCAGAUAAUUUAGAUGAGGAGCCACCACAUAUUUCGGCACCAGAAGGACUAAAUGGAUUAAAAAAUUUUAUUUUGUUCGCUGAGCAACAAAUGGGUAGUGAUUUUGAUAGAAAUAAUUUAAAAAUAUUUCGAACUCAAGAUUAUGAAUAUUCUUCUAAUAAUAAAUAUCUUUUUAGUGAAGAAGAUUUUCUCAAUAACGAAGAUUUUAAUAAUGAAGGUUUAUAUGAUGAAAAUCUUGACAAUGAAGAUUUUUAUAAUGAAGAUUCUUAUAAUGAAGGUUUUGAUAAUGAAAACCUUUAUGAUGAAAAUUUUUGA